GUCUUUGGCUGCCGCUGGAACUCCGGGUCUCGUCUUCACUGCUCUGUGUCCUCUGCUCCUAGAGGCCCAGCCUCUGGUCCUGUGACCUGCAGGUAUUGGGAAUCCACAGCUAAGACGCCGGGACACCCUGGAAGCCUAGAAAUGGACGACCUGAGGUAUGGAGUGUAUCCUGUCAAGGGGGCAAGUGGAUACCCUGGGGCUGAGAGGAAUCUUCUGGAGUACUCUUAUUUUGAAAAGGGGCCGUUGACAUUUAGGGAUGUGGUCAUAGAAUUCUCUCAGGAGGAGUGGCAAUGCCUGGACACUGCUCAGCAAGAUUUGUAUAGGAAAGUGAUGUUAGAGAACUUCAGAAACCUGGUGUUCUUGGGUAUUGAUGUCUCUAAGCCAGAUCUGAUCACCUGUCUGGAGCAAGGAAAAGAUCCCUGGAAUAUGAAGAGACACAGUAUGGUAGCCACACCCCCAGUUACAUAUUCUCAUUUUGCCCAGGACCUUUGGCCACAGCCGGGCAUAAAAGAUUCUUUCCAAAAAGUGAUACUGAGAGAAUAUGGAAAUUAUGGACAUAAAGAUUUACAGUUAAGAAAAGGCUGUAAAAGUGUGAAUGAGUGUAAUGUGCAAAAAGAAGGUUAUAAUGAACUAAAAGAGUAUUUGACAACUACCCAGAGCAAAAUAUUUCAAUGUGAUAAAUAUGUGAAAGUCUUUCAUAAAUUUUUAAAUUCAAAUACACAUAAGACAAGACAUACUGGAAAGAAACCUUUCAAAUGUAAAAAAUGUGGCAAAUCAUUUUGCAUGCUUUUACACCUAGGUCAACAUAAAAUAAUUCAUAUUAGAGAGAAUUCUUACCAAUGUGAAGAAUGUGGCAAAGCCUUUAAAUGGUUCUCAACCCUUACUAGACACAAGAGAAUUCAUACUGGAGACAAAUCCUACAAACAUGAAGAAUGUGGAAAAGGUUUUAACCACUCCACAACUCUUACUAGACAUAAGGUAAUUCAUGCUGGAGAGAAACACUACAAAUGUGAAAAAUGUGGCAAAGAUUUUAAACAGUCCUCACACCUUACUAAACAUAAGACAAUUCAUGCUGGAGAGAAACCCUACAAAUGUGAAGGAUGUGGCAAAGCUUUCUGCCAAUUCUCAUACCUUACUAAACAUAAGAUAAUUCAUACUGGAGAGAAACCCUACAAAUGUGAGGAAUGUGGCAAAGCUUUUAAUUGGUACUCACACCUUACCAGACAUAAGAUAAUUCAUACUGGAGAGAAACCCUACAAAUGUGAAUAAUGUGGCAAAGCCUUUAAUGUAUUCGCAACCCUUACUAGACAUAAGAUAAUUCAUACUGAAGAGAAACCCUACAAAUGUGAGGAAUGUGGCAAAGCUUUUAAACAGUCCUCAAACCUUACUACUCAUGAAAAUUCAUUCUGGAGAGAAACCCUACAAAUGUGGAGAAUGUGGCAAAGCUUUCUUCAGAUUCUCAUACCUUACUACACAUAAGAUAAUUCAUACUGGAGAGAAACCCUACAAAUGUGAAGAAUGUGGCAAAGCUUUUAACUGUUACUCCUACCUUACUGCACAUAAGUUGAUUCAUACUGGAGAGAAACCCUACAAAUGUGAAGAAUGUGGCAAAGCUUUCUACCGAUUCAUUUACCUUACUACACAUAAGAGAAUUCACACUGGAGAGAAACCCUACAAAUGUGAAGAAUGUGGCAAAGCUUUCUACCGAUUAUCUUAUCUUACUACACAUAAGAUGAUUCAUACUGUAGAGAAACGCUACAAAUGUGAGGAAUGUGGCAAAGCUUUUAACUGGUACUCACGCCUUACUACACAUAAGAGAAUUCAUACUGGUGAGAAACCCUACAAAUGUGAAGAAUGUGGCAAAGCCUUUAGUGUAUUCUCAACCCUUACUAAACAUAAGAUAAUUCAUACUGGAGAGAGACCCUACAAGUGUGAAGAAUGUGGCAAAGCCUUUAAUGUAUUCUCAACCCUUACUAAACAUAAGAGAAUUCAUAAUGGAGAGAAACCCUACAAAUGUUUAGAAUGUGGCAAAGAUUUCUACCAAUUCUCAUACCUUACUACACAUAAGAUGAUUCAUACUGGAGAGAGACCCUACAAACAUGAAGAAAGUGGCAAAGCUUUUAACUGUUCCUCACAAAUUACUAGACAUAAGAUAAUUCAUACUGGAGAGAAACCCUACAAAUGUGAAGAAUGUGGCAAAGCUUUUUAAAAAUCCUCAAACCUUACUAAUCAUAAGAUAACUCAUACUGGAGAGAAACCCUACAAAUGUGAAGAAUGUGGAAAAGCUUUUAACCAGUCCUCAACUCUUACUAGACAUAAGAGAGUUCAUACUGGAGAGAAACCCUACAAAUGUGAAGAAUGUGGCAAAGCUUAUAACUGGUCCUCAAACCUUACUAAACAUAAGAAAAUUCAUACUGGAGAGACACCCUACAAAUGUGAAGAAUGUGGCAAAGCUUUUAACCAAUCUUCAACCCUUACUAUACAUAAGAUAAUUCAUAUUGGAGAAUAACACUACAAAUGUAAAAAAUGUGGCAAACCUUAUAACCAGUACUCAUACUUUACUACACAUAGGAGAAUUCAUGCGGAAGAGAAUUUCUACAAAUGUGAAGAAUGUGGCAAAGGCUUUGACUGGUCCUCUACCCUUACUAAAGAUAAAAGAGUUUGACUGGGUGCGGUGGCUCAUGCCUGUAAUCCCAGCACUUUGGGAGGCUGAGGCAGGCAGAUCACCUGGUCAAUGGUCCUCUACCCUUACUAAAGAUAAAAGAGUUUGACUGGGUGCGGUGGCUCAUGCCUGUAAUCCCAGCACUUUGGGAGGCUGAGGCAGGCAGAUCACCUGGUCAAGAGUUCAAGACCAGCCUGGCCCAUAUGGUGAAACCCCAUCUCUACUAAAAAUAUAAAAAAUUAGCCAGGUGUAGUGGUGCACACCUGUAGUCCCAGCUACUCUGGAGGCCUAGGUGGGAGAAUCGCUUGAACCCAGGAGGUGGAGGUUGCAGUGAGCUGAGAUGGCUCCACUGCACUCCAGCCUGGAUGACAGAGAGAGACUCUAUCUCCAAAAAAAUAAAUAAAUAAAUAAAAAAAAUAAGAGAGUUCAUACUAGAGAGAAACCCUGCAAAUGUGAAGAAUGUGAGAAAGCUCUUAACCAGUCCUCACACCUUACUGCACAUAAGAGAAAUCAUACUGGAAGGAAACCCUACAAAUGUAAAGAAUGUGAGAAAGCUUUUAACUGGUACUCAUGCCUUACUGCACAUAAGAUAAUUCAUACUGGAGAGAAACUCUACAAAUGUCAAGAAUGUGGCAAAGCUUUUAACCGGUACUCAACCCUUACUACACAUAAGGUAAUUCAUGCUGGAGAGAUACCCUACAAAUGUGAAGAAUGUGGCAAAGGUUUUUAUUGAUUCUCAUACUUUACUAAAAAUAAGGUGAUUCAUUCUGGAGAGAAAUUCUACAAAUGUGAAGAAUGUGGCAAAGGCUUUAAUUUGUCCUCAACACUUACUAAACAGAAUUCAUAGCAGAGAGAAAUCCUACAAAUAUGAAGAAUGUCACAAAGCUUUUAACCACUUCUCAACCCUGAUGACACAUAAGGUAAUUCGUGCUGGAGAGAAACCCUACAAAUAUGAAGAAUAUCUCAAAACUUUUUAUAGAUUCUCAUACCUUAUUAAACAUAAAAUCUUACAGGAGAGAAAUUAUACAAAUGUGAAGAAUGUGGCAAAGCUUUUAAGAAAUCCUCAUCCAUUACUAAACAAGAUAAUUUGUACUGGAGAGAAAACCUACAAACGUGAGGAAUGUGGCAAAGCCUUUAAUGGUCCCCUCAACUUUCUGCACAUAAGAUAAUUUAUACUGUGGAGAAGCCUUACAAAUGUGAAAAAUGUAGCAAACCUUUUAACUAAUCCUCAACCCUUACUACACAUAAGAUAAUUAAUGCUGGAGGGAAAUCCCACCCAUGUGGCAAAGCUUUUAAUCAAUCCUCAAACCUUACUAAACAUAAGAUAACUCAUACUGGAGAAAAAUCUUAGAAAUGUGAAGGAUGUGGUAAAGCCGUUAUCCAGUCCUCAACUCCCACUAAACAUAACAUAAUUCAUACUGGAGAGAAACCUCACAACUGUGAAGAAUGUGGCAAAGCUUUUAACCAGUCCUACAAACCUUUUUGAACAAAAUAAUUCAUACAGGAGAGAAACACUACAAAUGUGAGGAAUGUGACAAAGCCUUUAACCAGUCCUCAAUUCUUACCAAACAUAAGAAAAUUCAUAUUGGAGAUUAACCUUAUGAGUGUGAAAAAUAUGGCAAAAGCUUUAACUAGUUCUCAGUUAUUAUUAUUAUUUUUAGAGAUGGAGUUUCACUCUUGUUGCCAAGGCUGCAAUACUGUGGCAUGAUUUCAGCUCACUGCAACCUCCGUCUCCCAGGUUUAAGCAAUUCUGCCUCAGCCUCCCGAGUAGCUGGGAUUACAGGCAUGCACCACUAUACCCAUCUAAUUUUGUAUGUUUAGCAGAGAUGGGGUUUCUCCAUGUAGAUCAGGCUGGUCUUGAACUCCUGACCUUGUAAUCUGCCCACCUCAGCCUCCCAAAGUGCUGGGAUUACAGGCAUGAGCCACCACGCUCAGCCACUAGUCCUCAGAUCUUAACACACAUAAGAUAAUUCAUACUGGAAAGAAACUCCACAAACCAGAAAGAUGCAAUAAUGCUUUUGACAACACCUCAAGCUUUUCUAACCAUAAAAAGAAUCAUAUUGGUGAGAAAUCCUAGAAAUGUGAAGAAUGUGACAAAGUCUUUAAAUGGUUGUCAUACUUGACUUUUUUCUUUUUUUGAGAUGAAGUCUCACUCUUGUCCCCCAGGCUGGUGUGCAAUGGCAUGAUGUCGGCUCACUGCAAACUCCGCCUCCCAGGUUCAAGUGAUUCUCCUACCUCAGCCUCCCAAGUAGCUGGGAUUACAGGCACCUGCCACCACGCCUGGCUAAUUUUUGUACUUUUAGUAGAGAUGGGGUAUGACCAUCUUGGCCAGGCUGGUCUCAAACUCCUGACCUCAGGUGAUCCGCCCACCUCGGGCCUCCCAAAGUGCUGGGAUUACAGGCAUGAGCCACCACUCCCUGCCUUACUUGAUUACAUUCAAUAUAAUUCAUACUGGAAAGAAAUCCUACAAGUGAGAGCAAUGUGGCAAAACUUAACCACCUUAUUGCACAGAAAAGCAUUUAUGUUUGAGAAAAAUUAUACAAAUACAGACUGUGAAAAAGACAUUAAUAUCUGCUUACAUCUUAACACCAGAGAGUUCAUACUUAAUAAAAGCAAGAUAAGGGCAAUUACUGUCAAAAGGUCUUUCAGAAAAAUAUAACCCUUUAAAGUGAAGAAGAGAAUUUAUAUUGAAGAUGGACAUUACAAACAUAAAGAGGGUUGUAGUACCUUUACUUGAAUCAAAUUUUAUUGUACACAUUUUGUACUAGAGGAAAACUCUGAAGCAGUUGCUCAAGCUUUGUUCAACAUUAGGGCACUUAUAUUGGAAAAGUGUCUUGCAGAUAUAAUAAAUGUGGAAAAACACUUUUUCAAAAACUACAUCAGAAAACACCAGAGUUUAUACUGAAGAAUAUUUUUGAAGAUGCACUAAAAAUGAAAAAAUAUUUAAUCCAAAUUAGGGCUAUGUAAAUAUCAGAAUUUAUAAUAGAAAUAUAUAAGGAACUGACACUGCAGAUAUACUAAGUCAAGAGUUCUGAGUAUAGAAAAUAAUCUAAAACUAAAGUUGAUAGAAAAAGUAUUUGUAUAUAAAUUUAAGAGGAGUAAAAGAUUUUUUGCAGAGUAAUAACUACAUUCUAAGUAUACUUUAUUUCUUGAAAAAAUUACAGACUUUGAAAGCAAAUGAUGUAAUUCAACACUCAUUUUCUGGUGUUUCUUCAUUCUUAUUCACUUGUGAAAGCAUGUGAUAAUUGUUGCAUCAAAGGUAUGAGAGAUUCUUUUCCAUUAGGUGGGCAUUUAUGAUCUUUUCUAUGGACAAGUAAGGACAUUAGAAUGUAAGAUGCAUGAUGAAAAAGUGGAGAGGUUCUUUGUGGUUAACUUAUACUCUUGAGUGAUAUAUGAGGUAGGUGUUAAGAGUAUUGUUCUUUUGCAUUAUGAGAAAACUAGUAGUAUAUUAUUAGUAUAUUAUUGUACUAAUUGUACUUUUAUAUAAUAAAAUGCAGCACAUUUUUAAAAUUUUA
Homo sapiens (human) is the source of this 6177-nucleotide messenger RNA. It is a transcript of the gene ZNF738, whose product is annotated as zinc finger protein 738. The record is from RefSeq and is marked validated. Bases 142 to 1269 code for a protein of 375 amino acids. The transcript is spliced from 5 exons. Gene Ontology annotation, cellular component: nucleus. Gene Ontology annotation, biological process: regulation of DNA-templated transcription. Lineage: Eukaryota; Metazoa; Chordata; Mammalia; Primates; Hominidae.